Molecule: messenger RNA, 1341 nt
Organism: Penicillium chermesinum
Lineage: Eukaryota; Fungi; Ascomycota; Eurotiomycetes; Eurotiales; Aspergillaceae
Exons: 1
Coding region: 1-1341 (446 amino acids)
Source: RefSeq, a predicted model, not a curated record
AUGUCGACUCAAUCACCUCACCCACCCACGCCCAAGGGCCCUCGCAACAACAACAACAACCGUCGCCCUCAGAAGAAGACUUCUACGCCCAUUGCACAGAAGACCGCCAUGCUCAGUACACCUCCAUCCUCGCCGCCGCGUAACAUGAGUCCGGCAGGCGGUGUGACGGAUUCGUCUCACAACAUCCAAUCUAAGAAGAAGCCGCCUCGCUCUGGAAAGAAACCCAAGGACGCAAAUCGGGCAUCACCUGCCAACCCGGGACAUCGUCACACCUCAUCCAACCCGAAUCUUAUGACCCCCCAGGUGAAGGACAAUGCUGCCUACGCUGGUCCAACUUUUCAUGCAUCGCCCGCGCCAUCCGCGUUACCUAUUCCAAGCUUUUUCUCGAGAUCUGUGCCGGAAUCGGAUCCCCCUCCAAAUUUGGAGACUGACAGCGAUAAUGCCGAAACGGAGCCUGAAAUCGAAACUACGCCUUCGAAACCACGUGCUCGGCCUCCACCCAUUGUUGAUCAAAAGCCCACACCACUCGAUUUCUUGUUCAAGGCCGCUAUACAAGCGCGCCAACCAAAUGCCUUGGAUAGCCCGGAGGCGACUGGGCGCAUGCGUUCUCCUCAAACCGAGCCGAGACCCAUGGCCUCCAACCCGCCCGGCGGGGUCUUCCCGUUUGAGAUGGAGCCUUCGGAACAUUCGCGCGCUUCGCAGAUCGGGCCUUCCUUUGCGCCUUCUUACCAGGAUCGUAUGAAGGCUUUGCGUUCCUCCAGUUCCCCAGCCGACGCACCGGAGAGCGAGGAACAGCGCCGAAUUAAAACUGAACAGUUGAAGCAUCUUCUUCUUAACCCGCCACCGCAGAAACCGCCUUCAUCAGUGUCUCCACCUCAUCAGCAACCUCCUCUGUUUGGUGCUACCAACACUAACGGCAACGUGCCUCACUAUGCCACUCCCUUACGGCCCACGUCCGGUCCACCCCUGAACUGUCAUCGACCUUCUCCGAGAGGGCAGCUCCAUCAAUGUAGCAAUUCCGCUCGUCCGCAAAUUCAGUUUAACGGCUUUCAAUAUGGUCGACAUCCCGAGUCUCCGCUGAGUCGCGAGGUGCCCCCUUAUCACUACGUUCCGGGCGCGCCAUCUCCAUACAGCCAUAGUAUGGCAAACGUUCCAGUAUCAACGCCUGCUCUUGGAAAUGGCUACACUUCGCCGCCGCCUCAGUACAUGAAUGCUACUUACAACAUGGUUCAUCCACCCUCUCCUCCGAAGCCUACCGAUACAAAACAAAUGGAAGAUGAUCUUCGACGAAUCCUGAAGAUUAGUGCGGGUCCGGGUAUCCAAAGCCCCUUUGCCGCAUAG